CGUUGGCCCAUCCCACCUUCCUUACGGCGAUACCAAGAACCUUUAUGAUACGUAGCUCAGGCUUGUUUUUAAGUAUUACAUUAGCCAGGCCAGCCGCUCUAAAUAAAUAAAGUAGCUAGGCAUGCGCUUCUUUCUUACUUCUACUUCCCAAGCCCAACAUUUUAUCUCGCAACUCUUAUUCUUCUCCUCUUCCUCGUGUAACCUUACGCCUAAAGACAUCUAUAGACCACCAACUAGACUUUUAUUUCAUACAACUGCAUUUACCAAAAUGCCUACCUACAUUGUUACCUGCAAGGCGUCUGCUAGCGACGAGGAAGUGGCCGCAGCAAAGAAGCAUGCUGAGGAGCAGGGUGGUAAGAUCGGCCAUGAAUACAAGCUUAUCAAGGGCUUCUCGGUCACGUUUCCUAAUGACGCCGUAACGACAUUGGAAUCCCACGAGCAUGUUCAAGCGGUUGAGUUGGACCAGGAGGUGAAAACUCAAUAAUUGACUCGAGGACGCGAUGAGGGGCAAUUAGGCACUGCAAAGGUCACUUGAAUGAUAUGAUACGAUACGAGGGGUCGGGCUAUGGAGCCACGGGUACCACCUAAGGAUAGACCAGAAAGCUUGACUGGACUUGGCUUAUGCAGCUCUUAAGAAUAGUAGAUGGAUAUUUCUUAAAUCUAUUACCUAAACGAUCCAGAUCUCAUAUUUAUAAUUGAAAUGCGAAGUUUUACGAUUUCA
Molecule: messenger RNA, 721 nt
Organism: Hypoxylon trugodes
Lineage: Eukaryota; Fungi; Ascomycota; Sordariomycetes; Xylariales; Hypoxylaceae
Exons: 3
Coding region: 122-484 (120 amino acids)
Biological process (GO): vacuole fusion, non-autophagic
Molecular function (GO): endopeptidase inhibitor activity
Source: RefSeq, a predicted model, not a curated record